AUGUUUAAGUUUAUUAGUAACGGCUUUUCCAGCCCACGCGGGAAGACUAUUAGCGGCUUUUCCAGUCCACGCGGAAAGCCUAGGGGUUCGCGAUUAUCCGGUUUCGAUGGUUCUGGCGGUUCCGGCCUCAUAGCUUUCUCUUAUAAGGAGCUGUCAGCGGCUACUAAUAAGUUCCACUCGAGCCGCGUGUUGGGGGAAGGAAGCUUCGGGAAAGUUUACCGAGGGAAGGUGACUGGAGUGGAAGCUGAAGAUUGGCAGGAGGAUAGUAACGGGGAUGUUAGUAAAGCGAAUGUGACUAACGCGGGUGAUGAUAAAGGGGAUGGCGGCAAAUCGAAAGGCAGUAAAGCGGAUAAGGCGGAGGUGGCGGUUAAAGUGCUACACGAGGGAAGCAUUCAAGGGAUGGCGGAGUGGAUGGCCGAGAUUUUGGUGCUUGGAAGGCUGAAACACCCCAACUUGGUAAAUCUGAUCGGAUACUGUUCCGAAAAGAACCACGCGAUGCUGGUGUAUGCGCUGAUGCCACAUGGGGGGCUGGAUACGUGGUUACUGCAAGAUUCGCCCCGCCCUGUGCUGACGUGGCAGCAGAGAAUACGGAUUGCUGUGGGAGCAGCGCAGGGCCUGGCUUACCUGCACGGGACGAACAUCAUUCAUAGGGACCUCAAGUCGUGCAAUAUCCUGCUGGACCAGACAGCAGAGGGCCUGGCUUACCUGCACGGGUGCAACAUCAUUCACCGGGAUCUCAAGUCGUGCAAUAUCCUGCUGGACCAGGUAAGGAAGUGA
Molecule: messenger RNA, 777 nt
Organism: Closterium sp. Yama58-4
Lineage: Eukaryota; Viridiplantae; Streptophyta; Zygnematophyceae; Desmidiales; Closteriaceae
Source: the annotation of a GenBank genome assembly